AUGCAGGAAGAGUACCCAUCGUGGGCCGUCCUGUCGCACGGCUCUGAUUCUUCGUUCGAGCUCGAAGACCCAGGCACGCUUCCGAGUCUUGAGUUCCUGCGAUUGCAGUGGGAUCUCUCUUGCAAUGACGUGUCUGACGCUGUUCAAAUCUUGGAAAAUGCAGGCGAUCUGCAAAGCGUCAAAACGCCGUGGAGCCAUAUUAACGCUAUUGCUCGAAGCUCUAUCUGCGUGACUCCUAUAGGUGCCGUGACAAUCUCUAUCAGUUCUUUCGAAUCAUGGCGCCAAGCAUGGUUAGAAGGACACGACAAUCAUUUCUACAACUUUAAUACGACCGGCGAGAACCCUUGUGGGUGUCAACCAUCUGAUGCUCCGGUCAACCCAACCUUGACUAUCACGGCACCUACCGGAGAAUUUGUUUCGAUUGGCCAAUAUGUAGAGGACGUCUUCCAAUGGCUGUAUAGCACAAGACAAGAGAUCAGAAAAGCGAUCGGUCAAUUCGACGAUCCUCUUGAGCCAGCUUGGGAGUUAAUCGUGCUUCCUAUGAUCAACCGCAUUUCAGUGUACACCCAAAGGCCAGGAGCCGAUCUGUGGGCUUUGGAACACGACGUGCAACAACGCGUCAAGGUUGCUCGACGCAUGCAACGAGACCAGGAAGUCGAAGCACAAGCAAGUCUCACAGAACACUCGGACGGUUCUCUUCUCCGGCCAUAUCCCACAAUGCUUGAACUUGAGAAAGAGGCCAAGUCUGCCCGGAAAUGGGAGAUAGUGGAGCCUUCGCUCGAACUCUCACGCUUACAUUGGUCUCUGAUAUCGAGCGAUGUACACGACGCGAUUUUCGUUGUGGAUGAUCCUGCAGAUACCUCCCGUACUGGUCCUGGAGUGCCUUUUUCAUACAAUCAACCAGUGGCAGCUGCGUCAAUUUGCACAUCUCCAAUUAGUGCAGUGUCCAUCUACAUCGAUGUCCUUGAAAGUUGGCACGACUGUUGGGACACAUUGCACUAUGAAGACGACCCUGCGCCGGAUACCUCGGUGGCAGUACAGCUGCCGAAACGUCGCUGCUUCGCCUGUGGCAUCGACGCUCCACCGAAGGGGCCUGGGCCAAAGCUGUUCAUUCAAGCACCUUCCCGAUACCAAUUCAUUACAGUCGGCCAGUAUGUCCAAGAAGUCUUUCCUUGGCUUCGUAGCUUGGGUUCCUUGAUUCGGCGAGCUAUCACUAGUGGGAGCUCUUACUGUGACAAGGACGAGUCACUGUCAUACAAGUAUGAUUUAACCCCACUCAUUCUAUGUUCGCACAUACAAAUAUACCACAACCAGCCUGGACUUGGUCUCCAGCUGUUAGAGGGCAUGGAGCGCAGGCGUGCAGCAGAGCUCGCACGGCGACAAGAAGGAUCCCGGCUCCAAGCAGCUAUGGACGAGACAACGUUGUCGGCUUGAAUCAGCUAGGUCUUGUGAGGUGAGCCCUCGAUUGGAAAGGCGCAGACCGGUCCGCAAGACGAGUAGCCUACUGUCUGGGAGCGGGACACCUUCCUGGACGGGUUUACUUGAGCGUAAGCUCAAUGAUGAACAUGUACAUAAGGUACAGACUCGGGUCCAAAACCUUUCUCCCUGU
Dissoconium aciculare CBS 342.82 is the source of this 1609-nucleotide messenger RNA. RefSeq lists its product as uncharacterized. Lineage: Eukaryota; Fungi; Ascomycota; Dothideomycetes; Mycosphaerellales; Dissoconiaceae. The transcript has a single exon. Bases 1 to 1434 code for a protein of 477 amino acids. The record is from RefSeq and is a predicted model, not a curated record.